This is a messenger RNA of Nicotiana tabacum (common tobacco), 1259 nucleotides long. The record is from RefSeq and is a predicted model, not a curated record. NCBI's taxonomy places the organism in Eukaryota, Viridiplantae, Streptophyta, Magnoliopsida, Solanales, Solanaceae.
UAUAAGUAACCAAUAGAAAGCUCGAGCAGAGAGCACAACCAUGGCGAUGGCUGAGGAACAAAAGAAACGAACAAUGGAGGCAUUAGAGCGAAGAUUUGCUCAAGCCAAAGCUGAGCUUGAGGUACAGCAGCACAAGAACAAGAAAAUCUCAGUUGCUACAACAACAACAACUCCUGUUGAGAAAAACGGUGGACUUGCUCGCCAGGGCAUCAAUUCUUCGCCUUCGCCCUUCAAAUCAAAGGCAAAUUCCUCUUCUAUAUCAUCCAAAAAAGGCUAUUUAUCUUUUUCUGGCCAUCCAUCUUCUCAAGAUGUUGAACUGAAUAAUCCAGCGUACCUUCAACUCUCCCAUUCAGUAGACGAGAAUCUUCUGAAAAAUACUACUGAGAUUACUGGUACUGUUAACGAUAUUUUGCAUGAUCUUCUCCAACAUGGUGAUUCAGCCCAGAAAUAUAUGCAGGGGUCAAAAAAUGUGAAACUCUCUGACCUGCAGUAUUGGCCUUGCAGGAAAAAUCAGUUAUCACAAUGUCUCCUUAAUGCAGACUUACAUGGUGCACUAAUUCUAGUUGUUCAGUGCAAAAUAGCUGGCUUAAGUGGUGUACAUGGUAUCAUGAUUCGUGAGACCGUAGAAACAUUUGGAAUAAUCACAGAAGACAACAAAUUCCAAGUUGUACCAAAAAAGCUUUCUGUAUUUAUGCUGCAAGUGGACUGCUGGAAAGUUACAUUGCUCGGAGACAAACUCAGUUCAAGAAACAUGAUUACAUGAUAUUGUUAAGAUGGAUAUUUAUCAUAUGGAAAAUGUCUUAGCAUUGCUUCAGGUGGGAGUGGCUACAUCCACAACUACAUCUUUUAGAAGACUGAAAAAGCAAUAUGGAGUACGACGUUGAUGCGGAUUAACUCCUAUGGCAGAACAUAAACCGAGUUACUACAUCUUUAAGAAGACUGGUAGUCUUCCCGAAGGGUUAACCAAGUUUGACUGGAUUUGACCAGAAACAUAUAUGCAUGUCCCUUUAGUGUACUAUGAGACUCCAAAUUAAAUUGCCUUAGAAUAGAAUAUAAUAGAUAAUGUAUAAUUCAACAACAACAAUAUACCUAGUAUUAUCCCAUACCCAGACCCUACGGUGUGAAACUAAUAAAGGUUGAAUGUCCUUCCAUGUGGCAUUCUUGCAUGAGAAAUUGAAGAUAAGCGUUGUACACUUGUCAUACUCUAGGCUUCUCUUUUUACCUAUAAAUAAGCCUUCAAAAUAGCCAUCAAGUAUCAA